GGCCCCGAGCGGGGCGGGACUUGUGGGGCGGUUAUGCUCUGCCCCUUACUUUCUACCUAACUGGCCUGACUGAAAACCCGGCCCUCCGAGACGCGCGUCUCCGACCUUCACGCCGAUUUAGGGCGUGAUCACGGGUGACCGCACAUCCUGCCCUACCCUCGCUUCCGACCCGAGCUCGUGAGGCGACCACGCCCGACGGCCUGCCUGCAGUCUGGACUUCUUCGCGGGCUCCUGGUGGUGGCUCGUUGAGUCAUCUAGCGCUGAGAUGAGCCAGAAUUUAGGAAUCUGUUUCCUUUACUUAAAGUUCUGGUCCGAGUUACAGCUUUAAGUAUGCCGUGCAGGCCUGGGGACAGCGAGAUACCCGUGCACGUCGCUUUACCCCUAUGUCCUGACCUACGAUCUCCACAAGACCUAAUCCUGUAAAAGCAUGUGUUUACCGCCGCACCCGUUUGACCAUAGUUUAUCAUUUUUAAGGGCAGGAAAAGAAUAAAAUGACAAAGUUUGAUUGCUGGGAGGACCUGCCUAUUUGACUUAUGUUCUAAUUAUGGAUACUUGUAUUCCUGACACCUCCCUCCUGCGGCUGAGAAUUCUUCUUCACCUAUCAAAUGAUGCUGCUUAGAAAAACUUCCCAGAAGUUGUGUGGCUUAAAGAAACUCCCAUGGUCAUGUGACUCCCGUUACAUCUGGGGUUGGUUAAAUGCAGUGUUUAAUAAAGUAGAUUAUGAACGCAUCCGGGACGCAGGCCCGGACCGGGCAGCCUCUGAGUGGCUGCUGCGUUGCGGGGCCAUGGUGCGCUACCACGGCCAGCAGAGGUGGCAGAAGGACUACAACAGCCUCCCCACAGGCCCUCUGGACAAAUACAAGAUUCAGGCUAUCGAUGCCACUGACUCCUGUAUCAUGAGCAUUGGAUUUGAUUACUUAGCGGGCCUGCAGCAUGUUGAAAAAAUAAGGCUGUGCAAGUGUCACUAUAUUGAGGAUGACUGUUUGGAGAGGCUUAGUCAAUUUGAAAAUUUGCAAAAAAGCCUGUUGGAAAUGGAAAUAAUUUCAUGUGGGAAUAUCACAGGCAAAGGCAUCAUUGCUUUGUAUCACUUAAGUAACCUCAAGUGUUUGUUGUUAAGUGAUCUGCCUGGAGUAAAAAACAAAGAAAACCUUGUCCAAGCCUUUAAGAUAGCACUGCCAUCUUUGGAACUAAAAUUGGACUUGAAGUAAAAUAGUAAUAAUAACUGUCUUAUUUCAACAUGAGUAUCAUUUGAAAUUAUCAAUCUUAAAUAGUAACAAACAAUUAUCAAUAGAACUAUGAGGAUGUAUUAUCAUAAUAUUUUCAAAGCAGAGUCUAUUAUAUGCAGAAAAAAGUAUUCUGGUGUGACUCACUAAAGUUACUCAAUUGGAAGUGAUUAAAGCAAAUCAUUAAAUCACUUUAAGAGAACUGCAAACAUGGUAGCAUUUUAAAUUCUAAUAAUAUUUCUUAUUUUAUGUAAAUAUCUAUACAGACAUGUCUUGAUCUAGAUAUUUGUGACUCAGAUGUAUAACAGAUACUGUAUUGUAUUUUAACAGAGGCAUGUUACUAUAAAUGUACAAUUAUGAAAGGCUGAAAGCUCAAGUUUAGAUUUAUAGGUGGAGUGAAUUAUGCAAAUUUGUCAGUGGUUGAGACGUUCACAUUGCUUCCAAGAGUUUGUUUGCAUUUCUCAUGAUCUUGCAUUCCUGUGUUCUUUAUAAUAUAUCUCCUGUCUGGGAAUGAACAGUUUCGGUGUAAUUCAUCUAUUUUGUAAGCCUAGUCUAGUUUUGUUAAAACUAGACAUAAAUAUGUCUAGUUUGGUGGAUUUAAAUACUUUAUCUGAUUGCUGUAGAACAAAGAAAACAAUCAAAGAAAGUACAGCUACCUUUAUUUUUUGCUUAAAUUAAAAAAUUGUUUGAAAUAAAAUUUCACAUGUCUAAAACAUUUUUAUUCCCUUGUAUAUCUUGGAUACUACAUCCUAAAAGUUCAAAAAAUAUCCAAAAGAAGUACAAGCACAAAAUUCAGUUUCUAUCUAGAAAGCAGUGAUAAAGAAUAUCAGCUAUAGAUAAAAUAGAUCUUCAUUUUUACUGCUUGAAAUAGCCUUCAGUCUUUUAUUGUUAGCUAUAUACCAACUUGUUUAUACAUAUUUGAUUUAAACUUUAAGUUGUUGAAUGUAAUCUUGAUUGGAAUUAAUUUUGAAAUAAAUACUUUCUACAAUGUGGCAUUUAGGUAGAAAGAUGAAUUUUAAUUGUGUUUGAAACCAACUUAUGUAAAUAGCACUUAGCAUAAAUGAUACACUAUUUACUGAUAAAAUUGCCACUGUCAUUUAAAAAUUCAGAAAAUAGCAAAUAAAAAAGAAUAUAUAUAAUA
Messenger RNA from Condylura cristata (star-nosed mole), 2364 nucleotides. RefSeq names its product ATP synthase, H+ transporting, mitochondrial Fo complex, subunit s (factor B) (gene DMAC2L). The record is from RefSeq and is a predicted model, not a curated record. Lineage: Eukaryota; Metazoa; Chordata; Mammalia; Eulipotyphla; Talpidae. The coding region runs from base 606 to 1208 and encodes 200 amino acids. The transcript has 7 exons.